Molecule: messenger RNA, 1125 nt
Organism: Phascolarctos cinereus (koala)
Lineage: Eukaryota; Metazoa; Chordata; Mammalia; Diprotodontia; Phascolarctidae
Source: RefSeq, a predicted model, not a curated record
GAUGGGCUCUGUGUAUGUCACCUGCAACUGCAGCUUCUCCUCCAACCUGGAUCCUGACACAUUGGACAAGUGUUUCUGGACAGGACCCAGGAUGCCACAGCCACUGGCUCAGGGACUCCUAUAAGCUGGAUAACCUCCAAGUGACAAAACUGGAAGCAGCCACCCCACUGUCUACAGCUAAGCCACUGAUUGACCCCAGGCCCCGACACUUCCAAUUGAACUUCACUGUCACCAGCGUGCUCUAUUCCCUGGACUUGUCACACCCUGACUCAGCCAAGUAUCAAGAGAACAAAAAUGGCAUUGAAGAUGCGCUGACCCAGCUCUUCAGAAACAGCAGUAUCAAGAGCUAUUUCUCUGACUGUCACGUGCAGACCUUUAGGCUUGCCUCUCCCAGACGCCUCACAGGAGUGGACUGUUUAUGUGACUUCACAUCAGCUGCUCAAGCCCGGAACUUUGACAGGGCCGCUAUGUACGAAGAGUUCCUCAGACUGACCCACAAUGGCACUCGGCUACAGAACUUCACCCUGGAUCAGAACAGUAUCCUGGUGGAUGGCUAUUCUACCAAGAAAAUAGAUGGGAAAACUAAGAAAACUGACCUGCCCUACUGGGCCAUCAUUCUUAUCUGCCUGGCUAUUAUGUGCUGCUUCAUGAGCCUCCCAAAUACUGAGCUAGCUUUGGCAAUGUGUGUGUCAAUCUUAUCAUCUAUGAGGACAACCCUGGAAAGUAUACUGCCAAGGUCAGUAUCCACAGCAUUCAAAAUUUCUCCAUUUGCUGUAAGUGAUUGUUCCACAUAUGAAUAGUGCAGUGCUGGCUGGUGGAGAACCUCUAUUUUAUUGGUAUUAAUUGUUAGGCCCAAAUGAGCACAAGUAGCAGAAUAUUGAUCCAUGCUCUGCUGCAUCUCAGCCUCAGAGGCUGCAUUAAGUGCACAAUCAUCUUCAGGAGAAAAAAAAAGUCACACACCAACUCUGCCUCCACUUGAGUCUUCACAAGCCCUUGUGACAAAGGCCUUGGUUAGAUCUACUAAUGUUGUGUAGAGACCUUGUUCUGCUCCCAGCAAUUAUCAUGGAGUUGUGGGGCAGCAGACACCACAUUGACUGUUCCUCAUCCCUUUCUGAAGCCACACUG